AUGUCUGCCGCAUCAAAAUCGUUCUCGACCGUGUUGCUGGGGGGAGGAGUGGCCAGCGGCUACUUCGCUCGGGAGUGGAUCAAGGAAGGGGGCAAGGGGAGCGAUCUCGCCAUCAUCUCCGAUGACACGGUGGUCGCCUACGAGCGUCCUGCACUGAGCAAGGCCUACCUGUUCCCCGAGGGUGCCGCUCGGCUCCCUGGAUUCUACACCUCUGUGGGUGUGGGCGGGGAGCGUCAAGAUCCGACCUGGUACUCCAGCCACGGCAUCGAGUACCUGACGGAGACAGCAAUCAAAUCGGCCGACCUGAAGAACAAGACGCUCACGACUGAGGAUGGCACCGCCAUCUCUUUUGAGAAACUCGUCAUUGGCACUGGCGCUCGGGUGACCCGGCUGGAGGACUUCAAGACUCCAGGUGCUGACCUUGAGGGUGUCUACUACCUGAGGAAGGUCGCUGAUGCCGAUGCUCUUUUGGAGGGCAUCGCAGAGGCCAAGAAGAAGGGGCCAGAUGUUAACAUUGUGAUCGUCGGGGGCGGCUACAUUGGCAUGGAGGUUGGGGCCGGUCUGGUGAAGCAUGGCGUGAACCUGACGCUCGUCUUCCCUGAGAGCAGGCUGAUGGAGCGGCUGCUGACCCCUGAGCUGGCUGGAUUCUACGAGAAGUACUACGAAGGCAAGGGCGUCAAGCUGAUCAAGAAGGAUCUGGUGACGGCCCUGGAGGGCACAGACGGCAAGGUCACCACCGCCGUGCUGAAGAGCGGGAAGCGCCUGCCGGUGGACCUGGUGGUGGUGGGGACGGGCGCCCGGCCCAACGUGGAGCUGUUCAAGGGCGCCGUGGACCUGCUGGAGGGCCCCCCUGGUGGCAUCAAGGUGGACGGCAGGUUGCAAACCUCGGCGCCAGGCGUAUUUGCCGUGGGCGACGUGGCGGCCUUCAAGCCGGCCUUCACGGGGGAGCUCACACGCCAGGAGCAUGUGACCAAUGCAAGGCUGACUGGGGCGUACGUGGCCCGUGAGAUCCUGACCCCGGGCACCCAGCCCGAGUACGACUACCUGCCCUUCUUCUACAGCCGCGAGUUUGAUCUGUCCUGGCAGUUCUAUGGGCAGUCCCAGGGGGACCCCGUGCACUUUGGCGACCAGUCCAGCGGCAAGUUUGGCGCGUACUGGAUCAAGGAUGGGACCGUGGUUGGCGCUUUCCUGGAGAGCGGGAGUGAGGAGGAGAAUGCGGCCAUCAAGAAGGUCAUCCAGACCAAGGCCAAGGCCCCCAGCGACCUCCAGGCACAGGGUCUGGCCUUUGCGGCCUCUCUUUGA
Messenger RNA from Auxenochlorella protothecoides, 1302 nucleotides. Its product is annotated as Monodehydroascorbate reductase. Bases 1 to 1302 code for a protein of 433 amino acids. NCBI's taxonomy places the organism in Eukaryota, Viridiplantae, Chlorophyta, Trebouxiophyceae, Chlorellales, Chlorellaceae. The transcript has 12 exons. The record is from RefSeq and is a predicted model, not a curated record. Gene Ontology annotation, cellular component: cytoplasm. Gene Ontology annotation, molecular function: flavin adenine dinucleotide binding; oxidoreductase activity, acting on NAD(P)H.